AUGCGCACCUUCUCCUUCUCCUUCCCCUUCCUCCUCACCUCCUACUCAACCGCCGUCUCCGCCACCGCCUAUUUCAUCACCGUCUUCGCCCCCGGCACCGAAGUUGACGGAACACUGCUGAACGCCGCCGGCCAAGGGUUUUACGCCGGUACCUCGGGGCCCGCGACCUACUGCCCCCCGAGCGUGAAGUCGUGUCCCCAAGUGGGAGGCACACUCGUAUACGCCGGGCUGACUGGCAUGGCGGUCGAAGUCCCGGGCGGCCAAGCAAUCUACGUCGCCCCCUCGGGCCAAGUCUCGUACACCGCCGCGCAUUCCUCCUCCUCGCCCCCCGGCUCCACCGUCGGCGGCUGGUUCAACAAGACCGUCGUCUCGGACUGCGAGCCCUCGCGCGACGUGCUCGACUACAGUUUCGGCGGCGUAAAAGUGUGCCCCGACGUCGCGGCCUUCAUGGCCGGCACGGGCGCCAGCUACCAGCUCUACGUCGGGACGCAGGGCUUCAAUCUCACCGAUUGCAUCGAUGCCGUGGGGUUGAGCCUGAAGCCCGCGCCGGCGGAUGUGGGGUGUUGGCAGUAUAUCUGA
This is a messenger RNA of Hypoxylon fragiforme, 579 nucleotides long. RefSeq lists its product as uncharacterized. NCBI's taxonomy places the organism in Eukaryota, Fungi, Ascomycota, Sordariomycetes, Xylariales, Hypoxylaceae. Bases 1 to 579 code for a protein of 192 amino acids. The record is from RefSeq and is a predicted model, not a curated record. The transcript has 2 exons.